Molecule: messenger RNA, 1152 nt
Organism: Penicillium bovifimosum
Lineage: Eukaryota; Fungi; Ascomycota; Eurotiomycetes; Eurotiales; Aspergillaceae
Exons: 3
Coding region: 1-1152 (383 amino acids)
Biological process (GO): ubiquitin-dependent protein catabolic process
Cellular component (GO): cytoplasm; proteasome regulatory particle, lid subcomplex; nucleus
Molecular function (GO): ubiquitin binding; proteasome binding; endopeptidase activator activity
Source: RefSeq, a predicted model, not a curated record
AUGUCGAUAGCUCCGCUCAUCACCUUCAAAGCAGGUAUCUGCGACUUGGAUACCUCCACCUCUCCUCCCGCCGUGAAGCCGAAACCCACUCCGGGUUACCUCUACCUCUACUCCGAAGAUGAUCUUAUUCACUUCUGCUGGCGCUCACGCAACGCUUCACUCGAUGAGCCCGAGCUCGACCUGGUGAUGAUUCCUUCAGAUGGCAGCUUUACCCCUUACAAACCAUCCGGCGGGAACGCCACGAAUGGCCGGAUCUUCGUCUUGAAGUUCUCAUCCAGUUCCCAGAGAUACCUGUUCUGGAUGCAAUCGCGAUCCCAGCACGAGAAUGGUGACCCAAGCUGGUUCAGCCCUCGCGACUUGAAGCUUGGAGAGAUCGUCGAUGUCUUCCUGCAGGGCGAGGAGGUUGAUGUGGAGCAUGAGAUCGCCAAUCUUCCCAGCCGACCCUCCGGCGGUGACGAUGACGAGACUAUGGAAGACGUGGAAGGCACUGAACACGAUCCUAACCGUUAUAGCACAGGCAGCGGCGGUGCUGGCCCCGGAGCGACGGGCGGCGACGUUCGUGAGGAGGGACAGGAAUCGCGAGAGGGUGGUGCCGACGGUGGACGAGCGGCAACUACCGGAGAUAGUUCAGCGUCGGUUGUCCAGGACUUUUUGAAGUCUUUAGGCAGCGGCCAAAGCCAGUCCCAAGAUCCCGAACGACCAUCUACGACACUCCAAGACCUACUUCCACCCUCGACCACGCUGCAAUUUAUCGAUUCUGUUGAUACCACUACUGCCGAUCAUCUACUGAGCUUCCUGCCGCCCGCGCUGCUUUUGCUGGCCCAAGGCAAUGCCGAGGAGGCUUCGGAAGCUGACACGGAUCCCGAACUCGCCCAGGCCGCUCUCCUGUCCCUCGACCUCUCUCAGAAGAAAGAUAUUCUCCGAAAAGUGCUUCGUUCUCCUCAGUUCAUGCAAAGCUUGGCUAGUCUCACUGUUGCCCUCCGUGACGGCGGGCUUCCGAGUAUUAGUGAGGCUUUGCAGAUCCCCGUGGCUAAUGGAGGAUUUAUGCGGAGAGGUGGAGUACCCCUUGGUGGUGGCGAUGCGGUAGAUGCGUUCCUGGAUGGCGUUCGGCGACACGUUAAAGAAGAGGAUUCCGAGAUGGACACCGAUUGA